AUGUCCACCGAGCUUAUCGUAUCUGAUUAUAGCGCGGUCAAGAAAUUGUUGGAUGCCAAUUUCUACAAGUGUCCUACCAAUUCCACACUGGACGAUAGUAUACUGUCGAAGCUGUGUGAUUUGAAUGUGUCAAUUAUAAAUGCAGUCAAAGUUGCUACAACAUCCAUUUUCGAUACCACAUUCGAUACACAAAAGGAUGGCUUUGAUGAGCGUUUAAUUGGGAUAAAUGAAGAUAUAAUUUUGAAGAUUUGCUACCACCUAAUCUCAGUGGGCGAUAUUGGUGGUGUGAUCAAAGUAUUUAAUGAUAAUGAACCCUUUCUGUCAAUGAUUCCAAUGGCCAAGAUGGGAAAGAUAAUUAAGUGCAUUUUGGAACGGAUGUUGCUAGUGAAAUUUGACAUAAAUUCAAUAUUAAAGGUAUUUGUUAAGUUUAAGAAUUGGUGUGAUCAACAGAAGCGUACGUUCCUGGGUUAUCGUAUUGAAAUUAAGAUUAUAAUUUUAUUAGUUUUUAAGAAGGAAUUUGCUCUGGCUCUCAAAAGAAUUUCAUCACUGAUCACUUCUCUCAAACUACUGGAAGAUAAACAAUUCCUGCUGGACGCAUAUAUUUUACAGAGUAAAAUAUAUUUAUUUAUCUCCAAUUAUGCACUCAUGAAGAUGUCACUAAGUAAUGCUAAAAAUGUUUCAAUUAAUCUAAAUACACCUUCCUACGUUAAUGGUGAGUUAGACUUGCUAAGUGGUUUGAUUUCAUUACAUGAAAAGGAUUAUAAAACUGCUUAUUCCUACUUCUACGAAGCAUAUGAAUCAUUUCAUUCGUCUCUUACUGGGCCGAACAACAAGAUUUACCCGUAUAUAAAGGUACCAAAUUCACAUUCGGGGGAGUUUGACUUGGAUGACGAACUUUCUUACACGUUGGUGCAAACUUUUCCCACAAUAUCCGAGUUUUCUCCUGUAUUUUUUACCUUUUAUUCAUUAGAACAUGCCCCCCUAAGUACAUGUGGUGAUAACAUGGUUAUGGAUGGUGAAGUACGCAUCAAUUUUGAAAAUGAGCAAUUAUUGGACACUGAUUGCGACAUUGAGAUGGACUGUACGCUGAAAUGUGAAAUAAAUGAUGUUGAAAACUCAAAUUUUCCCCCUCUUCCACAAAGGAAACUUAUACAGAGUCUGAAAUAUAUGUUGUUGGCGACUAUACUAACAAACAAAUCACAAAUGAUGGGCUCUAUACUAUUUGCUAAAAAUAAAAUCUCCUACGUAUAUAACCCAGAAAUUAUGAUGUUGAAGAAUAUUUCUGGGUUAUAUACAAAUAAUUCGCUUGCAGAAUUCGAAGAAAUUUUGAAAACUAACGAAAAAAUAAUAUCAGCAGACCCUGUACUAAACCAGGGACUGUGUGAGAUGUACGAUAAUUUGAUGGAGGAGAGUUUGUUGAAGAUAAUCAAACCAUUUAGUAAAGUUGAUAUUGGAUACAUUUCUGACAGGUUAGGUAUUUCGAAACAAGUUUUGAUUAGAAAGGUGUCCGAAAUGAUUAUCGACGGCAAACUAUGUGCCAUGUUUGACUUGAGGAAGGAGGAGGGAAUUUUAACAAUUUAUGAGCCACAAGUCCUCCGUCCAAUGCAUAAGGGCAUCACUUCAACGAUUUCCAAUUUAUCAGCAGUGGUAGAUGCUUUAUGUGAUAUUGUUCAUAAAAAUGUAUAA
Molecule: messenger RNA, 1686 nt
Organism: Babesia microti strain RI
Lineage: Eukaryota; Apicomplexa; Aconoidasida; Piroplasmida; Babesiidae
Product: 26S proteasome regulatory subunit N6
Exons: 1
Coding region: 1-1686 (561 amino acids)
Biological process (GO): ubiquitin-dependent protein catabolic process
Cellular component (GO): proteasome regulatory particle, lid subcomplex
Molecular function (GO): structural molecule activity
Source: RefSeq, a predicted model, not a curated record